Molecule: messenger RNA, 2975 nt
Organism: Lineus longissimus
Lineage: Eukaryota; Metazoa; Nemertea; Pilidiophora; Heteronemertea; Lineidae
Product: leucine-rich repeat-containing protein 74B-like
Exons: 12
Coding region: 907-2634 (575 amino acids)
Molecular function (GO): protein binding; calcium ion binding
Source: RefSeq, a predicted model, not a curated record
UGGUAUUGUGAUUGUGAAUCGUUUAAAAUAUUCAUUCAACUAUCGGAUUUUCAUACAUGUUUCGGAGGAUGUUCGAAUGUGUGUUCUCCUGUUGUUGAUUAUCUUUCUCCGAGGCAGAUGCGAUUUGGUGGUGAUAUUUAUGCCCAAGGACAGCAAGAAUCGACGUUGCCAUAGUUUCCAGCAAACCAUUGACUUGACGUGUGUUGGAAACGUGUGUUUUGGAAGUGGGCGUGUUUAGCCUGAUGUUAUGUAUACAGAAGUCCCAGGCAUCGUCAAAAGUUUAGUAAAAGGAGAAAAACAUAAACCGAGCCGGUGAAUGGUAGGUAAACUGAUACAAAUAGAACGCUAGGGGGCAGUUUUACAAUGUGAUAUGAUAGGUUACUGAAACGGUUGACGUUGUUCACUGAAAUCCGGGGAUGUCUUCAUUGGAUUUAGUCAUGUCAGAUCAGUGCCAGCCUAACGCAUUGACCUAAGGCGAGCAGGUGGUGUAUACGAGAGACUGGCUGCAGCUAGGCAUACGAGUAGAGCAAAAUCAACAUUGGAUAUACAAAGAAUAACUUUUGUUUCAGCCAAUACUGUUAAUGAUGAAUGAAGGAUACAUUUAUCAUACUUUGUGUCAAUUAGCCAAACUUGGAGAAGGUGAUAAGUCACCGUCACGUGGAUAAUGUGGUAGAGGAGAUUUCGCGUAUUGAUUGGUAUCCUUGGUACCAAUCAUCGCAGGCGUGAAGAAAACAACAGGUCGAAACCUCAGUAUCGGUUUAUCACAGGAUGUAAUCUGCUCAGAUGCCUUUGGAACAAAUAAUUGUAAGAAUCUACGAACUUGUAGAAAAUGGGUCUCCAAUCUGGAUACAGGAUACAUAACUGGUUUACUAUAGGGCUUUCUUCCGCUGUAGUGAAGCAGUAACUAUGGCGUAUAAAGGUGGAUUUGAACCGCCGUCCAACCCUGUUCUUCCUCCGAUCCGGAUGAACUCCAAAUCAGGCGGGAGGUCGGGCAGCCUUGUUUUCGAGUCCAAGCAUAGGCUUCCCCGAGGCAGCACGAUAUGUACCUCCCCGAAACCCCCCGAGAGGGUUCAGACCCUCCUCGAGAUGAUGGAGAGUGGGAGGCCCGAGUCUGUGGAGUCCACGUUCAGCGGGGGUGCCAUAGGUGGUGGCACUUUUAUCACGGAACUUCACAAGAAAUCUGAUGAUAUUGAUGACAGUGAUUAUGACACCGAUUUGGAGAUUGAAGCACCACUCAAAGCAGCGACAGAGAAACGAAAGCGAAAGGUUGUUUACCGGAAAGCGUGCAGUAAGAAUGGCCUGACACCCAUCUCGUACUACAUCAGGAACAUGGAGAACCCCGAGCUGAGAAUGAGACAUCGGGGCUUGGCGGAGAAGGAGGCCCAGGCUCUUUCGUUACCACUACAGGUGGAACAUCUAACCGAAACGCUAGAUCUGGAGGGCAACUGGCUCGGCCCGGAAGGAAUCAUCCAUUUUUCAGACCUCCUCCGUGACAACCUUGUGCUCACUAAACUGAAUCUCUCCAAUAACCGUCUCGGUAACAAAGGUGCUAAAAUUCUUCGACUGGGCCUUCUGACCAAUAAGAAGAUAGAGAAUCUUAAUUUAGCUGCGAAUGGUUUUUCAGACAAGGACGCCAAAUUCAUAGCUGAAAUAAUUGAGAAAAACGACUCAGUGAAGUAUCUGAACCUGAGCCAGAAUGACUUCAACUCGGAAGGUGGGAUGGCGCUGGGCCCAGCAAUCGGGCAAAACCGGUCCAUUGUUGACCUUGACCUCAGUUGGAACCAGAUCAGGCUGAAAGGAUGCGAGGCGAUUGGCGAGGGGUUGAGGGAGAAUAAAAAACUUAAGAAACUGAACCUCAACAAGAAUGGUUUCGCUGUGUUUGGAAGUAUCGCCAUCGCUGAUGCUCUCCUGAUAGGCAACAACAUCUUGGAGGAACUUGAUCUCAGCAACAAUCGAAUUCCCAUAUCAGCAGCUGGUUUGAUCGGCAAAAUGUUCACAACUAACUAUGCCCUCAAAGUAUUAAAGAUGAGUUCAAACCCGAUGACGACGGCGGGUGCUCUGGCUUUGAUAAGAGAUAUUGAAGAUAGUGAGGUGACCAACCUGGAAAGAUUUGAACUCCGGGAUGUAACGGUAACCGACGAAUUCAUGGACUCUGUCGACGCCAUUAAAGAACGGCGGUCAUUCGAAUGCGAGGUUGGACACGUGACAAGCAGCCAAAAUCGGGACUAUGAUGCGCCAUUCCAACUCAACCUGUACAAUCCACUUGAAAUUAUGCUGAUCCACAUGGAAACCAACCACCUGCGUGUGGUUGACCUGUUCCGAGGUUUGGACAAGGAUGGAAGCGGGGCCUUGGAUAGGAAUGAAUUUGUAAAGGGAUUGAAGAAUGUUGACACGCCCCUGUCGUCAUCCCAAAUGGACGAUCUCAUUGCGAUGUUGGACAAAGAUGGUGACGGAGAGAUCGACAUCUCAGAGAUCUUGAACAUCAACACUGAGUUUAAGAAUGUCAAGAUGAAAGCCAAGAGAAGAGUUAAGGCUCGGAAUGAGGAGAAAAAGAAUCCUGCGCCGCGACUGGACUACAGGCAAGUUGGCCUGAUGGCGGUGAUUCGAGAGAGGCAGCGCAUUGAGAGGCUCUGACCGUACUGAAUGGUGGGCCACGUGCUCACCAAACCCGCUCCUGACUGGCUGUCGGAGUGUUAAUUGACUCUGAGACCGCGUGUGUGGAAUAGUGGCGAACCACGCCUUGAUCGACUGAAUGACGGUUUAUUUGUUGAUAAGGAAAGGAUGUGAAUGAUUCUAGAGGUCAGAAAACUGACCCCAAACUGGGGUCAAACCAGGCAAAACAUGUUUUGACUGUGAUAUUUUCCACACAUUUGCUAUAUGUGCGACUGCAAAAUGGCAAAGAUCAACAAUUACAUAUACAUAUAACUGAUCAGUUUUAUGAAUUGUGCUGUUUAUGUCCAGUGAUGAGGUUGAUU